CUCGCUCAAUCGGGGAAGGUUGCUUGUUGCACGAGUCACACACAAUAAUUGCCGUUAGGCCUCACGCUCGACGGGAGGGGCAGGAGGAAUCAAAGGAGAAUGCAUCGGCCUGGGUGGGCCUUCUGCGUGGAGGCUCUCCUGCUGCUGGUGGUGCUUCCCCGAGCAGCUGGAGGAACAGCCUUCUUCAGCCGGCGGCGAUCUCUGCAAGUACUGACGGACGGAGAGACGGUCUUGAAUGGCGUGCUCAACCUCUUCACGGAGGAAGGGGUGGCGGCUUGCGAGGGGAGCUGCAAGGGUGCCUUCGCCACUGCCUUCGGCAUCGAUGAGGUCUCUGUCGGCUGCGUGUGUCCCAUGACCACCUCCGCCAGCGACGCCGACCGGCGCAGAAAUCUCAUGGGCGACGACAAGCAGCCCACCUCUGACAGCGCCGAACAGAACAACGGCAGCAGCGACAGGCGAAGCUUGCGGGGGCAGCGGCGGCGGUGGCUAGCGGAGACCAACUCCAGCGAGCCGGUCGCUUUCUCCGCGCGUGUGGCGGGGGGGCUCGCUGGCGGGGCGGCGGCAUUGAACUUGCUGUCCGACUCUGGGUGGAGUGCGGUGGCAUCGGCCUUCGGCGUGGAUGAGGAUGAGCUGGAAAUAUCGACCCUCACGGUCACGCCUCCCGCCUCCACCAACUCCACCGAUACCCUUGAGGUCAUCACGGACUAUUUCGACGCCUCGGACAUCUCGAUCGUGUCGUCCUUGUCCACCACGGAGGGUACGGACUGGGCGGGCGGGGGACGUGGGGUGGCGCUAUUUCUCGCGAUGUUUGUGCUCCUCCUCAUGACUUUCUGCUGCUGCGGAUUCUUGGCUGGGCUCCUCUUGUGGAAGGCGCAAAAGCACGGCGGCGGCGCCGUCGGCGCGGAUAAUUUUUUCAAGUCACGUUUUCCGGAGCGCAACUCGUUUAGGUGGGGGGACCAGCCCACCGCUGACGGGAACCCGCGGCGUUCCGAACCUCACAGCAGCGAGGGAGCCUCCCCGAAUGGCCCUCUGCUCCGCCUCGCGGACUCUCAAGCUUCGUCGAAUAGGUCCUCUGGCCACGAAAGCGUUCCUCACGAGGGCGAUGAGGCCGUCGGGAGUGGCGUCGAUCACAGGAGAGCCACUUCCACCUCGUCGGCAGCAGUGGCCCCUGAAUCGUCGUCAACGAGCCGCGGUGUUUCCGGCGGCGAUCGCGGGAAGGAGGUCGAGAGUCCAAGCGCCGCCGGGACGGGGGGGGUUACCCAGCAGGCGGCGGCAGCGGAGGCGGCGGCGGCGCCUGCUGCUACGGCGGGGGGAAGGGAUGAAGAAGGCGCUAUCCCUCGGAACGUGUCGAUGGAGGAGUCCGUGGGCACGAAUCCUCUGUACAAGACCGUGGCGCCUUACAGCCGGUCGACUAGCGAGUCUCAGCCGGAACAAACACCGGGAAGGUCUCGCUUGUCCACUUUCUUGGGCAACGCCACCCCGUCCCGUCUCCGCCGCCUGGCCGCCCGAGUGGGCAAGAGCCCGGCCCUGUCCGCGAGCUCCCGCCGCUCGAAGCCUUCGAGCGCUUCCAGGCACUCGCGCAGCGGCGGCUCGUCCACUCGCAGCCGCAGGCACCGGAGGCAGGGGUCAUUCCCCGGGGCGUACAGCCAAAGGAACUCGUCGGAGCUUGACCACCAGCGGCCCCCGGCGGACCCUGUCUACACGUUCAUGAUCAAGGAUAGCACGGACGCCCUGAGUGGAGACGACGAGAUGGUGGUGGUCGCCCGCAUGGUGCUCCUCGUCGCCGAGAGCGCCAACAAGCCGGGCCAAGACGGCGUCUCCUCAGGGGCGUCAUCCUCGGGGGUACCGCCGGAGGCCACAGCCGGCGGCGGCGAAGAGAGGGAGAAGGAGGGGAUCGAGCACGGGGAUAUCAUGCAGGCGCUGUCUGGGGCGCACCUCCGAGAGAUCGGGAUCGCCAUCAAGGAGGCUAGGCCGGGGUGGCAGGAGGCUCACGUCCAGGCUUUUGUCUCCCUGGAGUGGGUUAACCUGCUCACGCCGGAAGCUCUGGACGCGUUCUUGGUGGAGAAGCUUGAGGCCCGAAGAGCGCUGGUUGAGCUCGACCUGGAGCCCAGUGGGUUGGUGAUCAGGCAUGACGACCACGGGGUGGUGGAGCGAGUGGAGCCUGCUGUGGAGGAAAAGGCGAUACAGUCAGCCCCGCUUGCUUGAGCUGGUCUCUUACGAGCACAACAAGGGUUCGAUAUCUCGGAAAGAACGCUGUGCACGUCGAGGAAUUCUCGGAGUGCCGGAUACCUGAUCUUGCCGUCCUUUUUCACACCUUGUUCCAGCUCGCUCGACCUUGAAUGAGUAAGUUCCAAAAAAUGUCAGUAAUUCAUUCGCUGAGACGCC
This is a messenger RNA of Ectocarpus sp. CCAP 1310/34, 2385 nucleotides long. The record is from the annotation of a GenBank genome assembly. NCBI's taxonomy places the organism in Eukaryota, Phaeophyceae, Ectocarpales, Ectocarpaceae.